Cornus florida is the source of this 2583-nucleotide messenger RNA. Its product is annotated as receptor-like protein Cf-9. Lineage: Eukaryota; Viridiplantae; Streptophyta; Magnoliopsida; Cornales; Cornaceae. The record is from RefSeq and is a predicted model, not a curated record. The transcript is spliced from 3 exons. Bases 1 to 2583 code for a protein of 860 amino acids. Gene Ontology annotation, molecular function: protein binding.
AUGAGGUUCUCACUCUUUCUAUGGCUUUUCUUGUGCACCACACUUUCAAUCUUCUGCAUUAAUAUCAUCCCAGUACACAGCCAGUGUUUAGACCAUCAGAGAAUUUUGUUGCUUCAGUUGAAGGACAGCCUAAAAUUCAAUUCGUCGCUUUCAAACAAGCCGCUGCUCUGGGAUCAUCUUACGGAUUGUUGCGAGUGGGGUGGUGUAAGAUGCGACAAUGUAGGCCAUGUUAUCGGUCUUGACUUGAGGAAUGAAUCAAUCUCUGGAGGAAUCCACAAUUCAAGUAGUAUUUUUGGUCUCCGGUAUCUCCAAAGCCUGAAUUUGGCCGACAACAAUUUCAACUCUACGCAUAUUUCGUCUGGGUUUGAGAAGCUAACUAGUUUGACAUAUCUGAAUUUGUCACAUGCGAACUUUGCUGGGGAAAUUCCAAUAGGAAUUUCGCGCUUGACAAGGUUGAAUCUCACGGAGCUUACAGAACUCCAUCUUGAUUUUGUAAAAAUAUCAUCCACGGGAGAGGAAUGGUGUGAGGCCAUAUCUUCUUCACUUCCUAAUUUGCAAGUGUUGCGCUUGGCUCAUUGUGAUCUAUCAGGUCCUCUUUGUUCUUCCUUGGAGAAUCUCCUGUCCCUUUCGGUGAUUGAUCUGAGUGUGAACAAUAUGACUGGCCCAGUACCAAAUUUCUUUGCAAAUUUCACGAAUUUGACAGAAUUAAGUCUCAGAAAUUGUAAUUUGCAUGGAACUUUUCCAGAAAAAAUCUUCCACAUAUCAACUUUACGUACGCUUGAUUUAUGGAGCAAUGAACUACUCGAGGGUUCUUUGCCAGAAUUUUCUCAGAAUGGAUCUCUUCAAACCUUGUAUCUCAUUUCCACAAAAUUUUCUGGGAGAUUACCAAUUUCUUUAGGUAAUCUUCGGAUGUUGUCCACUCUAGACCUUUACGAAUGCAGUUUCAGUGGACCAAUUCCAAGUUCAAUCGCAAACCUCACCCAACUUGUUCAUCUGGGUUUGUCUUGGAACAUGUUGACCGGUCCAAUCCCUUCAUUUUCGAUGUCCAACAAUCUCACAAGAAUAAACUUAUCCAACAAUAAUUUUACGGGUGUGAUUCCUUUCUCACACUUUGACGGACUCUCGAAUCUUGAAGCAAUUGAUUUGCGUAAUAAUUCACUCAAAGGGGGUAUUCCAUCAUCUCUUUUUGAACUCCCAUCUCUGAAGGUGAUUCAGCUUUCACUUAACAGUUUUGAUGGUCAAGUCGAAGAAUUUUCUAAUGCUUCCGCCUCUCUACUGGAGUCCAUUGAUUUGAGUAGUAACAAUUUACAAGGUCGGGUUCCCAUGUCUUUCUUUGAGCUCGGAGAGCUCACUGAGCUUUCACUCUCUUCGAACAACUUCAGUGGCCUUCUACAACUAGAAACGGUGUACAAGCUGAGUAAUCUUACUACACUUGACCUUUCAUACAAUAGCUUGUCAAUUGGUACAAGUGGUAGUAUUUCGAGCUUGUCUUCCAUCCCCCUGUUUAAAUUUGGCUUCUUGCAAACUGCAAAGACAUUCCCGAGUUCCUGUGCUCUACAGACUCUGGAUCUCAGUGGUAAUCAGUUGGAAGGGCGGGUUCCGAUAUCAUUGUCAAAUUGUACAAGUUUAGAGGUGCUAAACCUCGGAAAGAACAAGAUCAGUGAUAGAUUUCCAUGUUUUUUGGAGAAUACAUCCAGUAUACGUGUUUUAGUUUUGCGCUCUAAUAGGUUUCAAGGAGACAUUGGCUGCCAAGGGGGGAACGAAAAUAGCUGCCUGAAUCUUCAGAUCAUUGAUCUAGCUUUCAACAACUUUAGCGGUGAUCUACCAUCAGGUUCUUUCUCUAAUUGGAAGACAAUGAUGAUUGACAAGGAUAGUGCACAACCAAAGUUUAAUCAACUGGGUUUUCAGUAUGGAAAUAUGUACUAUUCAGAUAAAGUGGCGCUCAUCUACAAGGGGUUAGAGGUGGAGCUGGUGAAAGUUUUAACUAUUUGUACAUCCAUUGAUUUUUCAAGCAAUAGAUUUGAACCAGAUGCUAUUGGAAAUCUCAAAUCGCUUGUUCUUCUCAACUUAUCACAUAACGCCCUCACAGGCUCAAUUCCAGCAUCACUGGGAAAUUUGAAGGAGCUCAAGGCAUUAGACCUUUCACAGAACAUGCUAAGUGGGAUGAUUCCAACACAGCUUGCAAGUCUUACAUUUCUUGCAGUCUUGAAUGUGUCAUACAAUCUCUUGGUUGGAAAAAUUCCAACAGGUUCACAGUUUCAGACAUUUUCAGAAACUUCAUUUCAAGGAAACAAAUUGCUAUGCGGCUUUCCUUUGAACACAAGUUGCAAUAAUACUGAAGUUGCACAAGUUUCGCCACCAACGUUCGAAAAAAGGCAUUCAUUGUUUGAGACUGAAGUCUACCUGAGUGUUGCACUGGGAUUUAUUGUGGGUUUGGCAAUUAUAUCUGGCCACUUGUGUUUUGUAGAAGAUGGAAGCAAUGGUACUACAAACAUGUGGAUCGAGUUUUUCUGGGAAGAAAACUGCAGAGAAGAGCUUUCAGAAAUCCAAUUCCAAGGCUUUAGUGCUGGUGAAGAGACGUAA